GAAUCAAUGGACAUGUGGAGAUCGAUUCAUGUACCAGAUCAAGAAGGGACAUGACGUCACAUCCUUCGCUCCUUGCUUGUUUACACCGGGCGCGUUGCUUCUCAGCUGAACUCACCGCACCUUCGCCUUUAUUAUUAUUAUCCUCACAUCCCUGCCUGGAUUUUAACAAAAGAUCCCACUAUAAAUUCGACGACCAGAACACCAAUCCACAACCACUUUAUCUACAAAUACGAUCCAUCUAAAACACCAUGAAACUCUCCUCCCUCCUCACAAUAACAACCCUCCUCGCAACCACCACCGCGAAAAAAGAAAAAAUCAACCUCCAAUGGGCCAUCUGUAACCCCACCCCCCAAGACGUUCUCCCCAAACUGGGUCUCGCUUCAAACACACCCCCCUACAAGGAAAACCCCAUCACCUACUACGAUGCGCAACCCCCGCGCUACAUCGCCCACGGCUUGAUGUUCCGCACGAAGACUAAUAAGGGUCAUCCCCUGUCGACUGUUAAGGCGCCGCUUCCGGGGGAUGUCGAGGCGCCUGGUUUUGUGGAGUGUGCGUGGGCAAGCUAUGGGGAGAAUCCGGCGACGUUUACGUGUGAAAAGCGGUGUCUGAGAGAUGGGGAUGGGGAGGAGGAUGAGGAGGAUGACGAGGGGGAUGAUGACCUGUGGUGUCCGGAGCAGAUGGAGUUCGUGAAGAGUGUGGCGCCUGCUCCUGUGGAGUGGUCUGCGCUGGUGCCGUACGGCCCGUUUGCGAACGGGAAGUGGAAGGUCAAGGUGGACGGGGUGAAAGCCAAGUUUGACGACGUCGUUGUUCCCGAGCACGGGCUACACCUGAUGGAGAUCGAGGCCAAGGUGAAAGCUUCCAAGGCGGAGAAGGCGCGCGUUGCCAUAACGGAGUAUUUGGUGGAACAGGGGGUCGAGCUGUGUGAGCUGCAAGAGGGUAAGACGAAGAGGCUGUUCCGUGCCAUGGGGUAUACAGAUACGGAGGAAGACAAAGUCGAGCUGUAAUUAACAUUGAAAUCAUUCAUUGAUUAGCGUAACACAUUGCU
Aspergillus candidus is the source of this 1045-nucleotide messenger RNA. RefSeq lists its product as uncharacterized. Lineage: Eukaryota; Fungi; Ascomycota; Eurotiomycetes; Eurotiales; Aspergillaceae. The transcript has a single exon. Bases 249 to 1004 code for a protein of 251 amino acids. The record is from RefSeq and is a predicted model, not a curated record.